CCAACCAAAUCUUUCAAGAGUGUCCAGGGUUUACUCUGUUCCAAGCUGUCAUUUGACCCAUAAUUCCUAAAACCUCUCUCCCUUCUACUACCCAUAAAUAUAUGCCUAUCUCCACCUCCACAACCCCAUCUCUCUCCUCCUCCUCCUCCCUCUCUCUCUCUCUCCACCAUGGAUACCUUAGAGGACCACCGCAACCCGAUCGCAAAACACAGGCGAACCAAGCGACAGACGCCCCAAUCCCCAAUCCCAUUCUCGAUUUCCACCAAUGGCAACGACGAUGGCAGCAACGGAGACAAUUUCAAUUACGCUCCGACCGAGGAAGAGGAAGAAAUGGCGAAUUGCCUGAUUCUCCUAGCCCAAGGAAACAGCUCAAAUCACCCCUCAUCUAUUGGCCACGAUCACGACCAAACGGAAUCCAAACUCACCAGCAAACGGAUUUCGGAAGCUGGAAAUGACGUGAUGUACCAAUGCAAAACAUGUGACCGGGCAUUCCCGUCGUUCCAAGCGUUGGGCGGACACAUGGCAAGCCACAAGAAGUCUAUGAACAAGCCAUUGUCGUCCGAUGAAGAGAAGGAGGAUCAACAAUUCAAGGCCCCUGUUUCUUCCCCUGCUUCAAUGCCACCGCAACUGACAAAUGAAAACACAAGUUUUCAUGGGAAUUCCAAUGGGUCGUCUAGGAUUCACGAGUGCUGGAUUUGUGGGGCAGAAUUCACGUCGGGGCAAGCCUUGGGGGGGCACAUGAGGCGGCACAGGACGUCUGAGAACCGUUACGAAGUGAAAAGGGAGAGAAGUGGAUUGUCGUUUGACUUGGAUCUCAACUUCCCUGCUCCUGUAUCCGAUCACGAGAGAGAAACGAAAUUUGGUUUCGGAACAGCGAAAAAGCAGAAACAGAACCAGAACCGAUCGGGACUUGUUUUGCCGACGGCUCCUACUUUUGUGGAUUGUCACUACUGAGGAGAGGAGGUGAAUUCACGUUUGGAAAAAAAGAGAGCAAUAUAUGUUGCGCACGCAAGUCUCGACACAAUUGUGUUUGUUAUCAUUUGAUGUACAUGGGUUGACACAGCUUUACCGGCGAUUCUUUUUAUUUGUUGCUAUAAGUGAGGAUUGUGAAUGUUGUAAUCCUCUUUGAAAUUUGUUGAUGGGUAACACAAAUUGGAAUUGUGAUUCUUUUAUGAUUUGUUAAUGUGAAGCACCUGAGUAACUUUCUUU
Molecule: messenger RNA, 1209 nt
Organism: Rhododendron vialii
Lineage: Eukaryota; Viridiplantae; Streptophyta; Magnoliopsida; Ericales; Ericaceae
Product: zinc finger protein ZAT5-like
Exons: 1
Coding region: 169-954 (261 amino acids)
Source: RefSeq, a predicted model, not a curated record